AUGGAAUAGUAAGUAAAGGAAGAAUUAAAUAUAGAUCUCAAGAUGACUUAGAAUGUCUCUUCAAACGCAGUUAAUGAUGGCAGCAGUUCAAACUCAGCUUCUUAAGUUUACAUUACCUUUGAGGAUUUGCCUUAGAAUAAUUAAUUUGUUUAUGAGUUGAUUGAUGAAGUCAACGAAUAAAACAAACAAAAAGUGUUUGAUAUAAAGGGAGAAUUGAGUAAUUCAAAUAACUGGAAAGCUCAGUUCACUGCUCUUGAUCAACUGCGUGCAUUAAAUAAGUUCCGUAGUGAGGAUUUUAUCACUAAAGUGUUUCCAAAGACUUUUGAUCUUGUGAUCGCAUUAAUAGAUUCUAUUCGCUCUAAUUUAAGCAAAAAUGCUCUCCUUUUAGUUAAGGAAAUAUUUUUAGUUAACAAAUUAUCAGCUUUAGAGCCAGAAGCUAUUCCAAUAAUUCUUAGAAAGCUUUUCGAUAAGGCAAUUAGCGAUAAGAUGUUUUUGAAGCAAGAAGCUAAGAAUGCCAUUCUCUAAAUGGAAAAAAACGAUGAAGCUCUUUUUGAUUGCAACUUAGGCGGUUUAAGCGAAUUGUGUUUCGACAAAAAUGCUAGCAUUUGUGAAUUAGCAUGUCAAUCUUUGCACAAUAUUAUCAUUUAGAAUAAGCACAAUAUAGAUAAAUUAAGUGUUGAUGCUUACAAUAAUUUAAUAGCAACUCUAUCCAAAUGUCUUGAAGGUAAAAGAGCUCUCCUUAAAAAGCUAGCCAAAGAAAUGUGCCAAGCAAUUCAUCAAUAAAAGGGAGACAAUGCCUUCUCGUCUUUAAGUUAACCUGAACAACAACAAAUUAUUCAAGCAAUUUCUUAACCUAAGAAUGAUUCAAAGCCCUCCUUCAGAGACUUCUUGGCUUAAAAAAAGAAAGAUCAAAUUUGA
Tetrahymena thermophila SB210 is the source of this 918-nucleotide messenger RNA. Its product is annotated as CLASP amine-terminal protein. The record is from RefSeq and is a predicted model, not a curated record. NCBI's taxonomy places the organism in Eukaryota, Ciliophora, Oligohymenophorea, Hymenostomatida, Tetrahymenidae. The transcript has a single exon.